ACUGCCUGCACGUGGGCGGGGCUCUGCCGGGCGGGCGGUGUCCUGGGCUCUCCAGCUCCUUCCCCCGCUGCCUGGCGGUGUAGCCGAGGCGAACUGAGCGGCCCGGGCCCUGCAGGUUCAGCACUCAGACUCAUCUGAUGACCGGCCCUGACUCCAAGUGACUGACGAGCACCUGUUGUUUCUUGGGUGACACACCAGGGGCUGCGAUGGACCUGGUUCUCAGUGUUGCCGAUCAUUACUUCUUUACUCCAUAUGUGUAUCCAGCCACGUGGCCCGAGGACAACAUCGUCCGACAAACUAUUAGUCUCCUGAUUGUCACGAACCUGGGGGCUUAUAUCCUCUACUUCUUUUGUGCAACCCUGAGCUAUUAUUUUGUCUAUGAUCAUUCGUUAAUGAAGCAUCCACAGUUUUUAAAGAAUCAAGUCUCUCGGGAGAUCAUAUUCACCGUCAAGUCUUUGCCCUGGAUAAGUAUCCCCACCAUUGCAUUGUUCCUGCUGGAGUUGAGAGGCUACAGCAAGCUCUACGAUGACAUAGGAGACUUCCCAAAUGGCUGGAUUCAUCUCAUCAUUAGCGUGCUAUCCUUCCUCUUUUUCACGGAUAUGCUGAUCUACUGGAUUCACAGGGGCCUGCAUCAUAGACUGGUCUACAAGCGCAUACAUAAACCUCAUCAUAUUUGGAAGAUCCCCACUCCAUUUGCAAGUCAUGCUUUUCACCCUGUGGACGGCUUCCUCCAGAGUCUACCUUACCACAUAUACCCCUUUAUCUUUCCACUGCACAAGGUGGUCUAUUUAGGUUUAUAUGUCUUGGUUAAUGUCUGGACAAUUUCUAUUCAUGACGGUGAUUUUCGUGUCCCCCAGUUCUUAAGGCCAUUUAUUAAUGGGUCAGCUCAUCACACAGACCACCACAUGUUUUUUGACUAUAACUAUGGACAGUAUUUCACAUUGUGGGAUAGAAUUGGAGGCUCUUUUAAAAAUCCUUCCUCCUUUGAAGGGAAAGGACCACAUAGUUAUGUGCGGAAGAUGGCCGAAAGAGAGUUCAACAACCUUGCAGUAAAUGGCUGUAAAAGCGAAAAAGUGUGCAAUGGAGAGUUUACAAAGACUAAGUAGGUUAUUGCCCAAUUAUUAAAUAUUUUAAAUAAGGAAAUAAUCUACACACAGCCAAGAUACAUAGCGCAUAAGUGGUGUCAUUUGGACAUCAGCAUUUUGUGUUCUGACGAUAAACUGGGAAGAAGCUGGGAGCAGCAAGACUGUAAUCCAGUGGCCAGUGGGUCAGACAUUGGUCCAGGGGACAACUUGUAUCUUUGCAGCCAGCAGAUCUGCAGCCUGUACAGCCCCAACAACUUUAAAUAAGAUAAAAGAUACGCUACGGAAGAAGCUGGUCCAUGUCCUUUUGCCUUAAUCCACUCAUAUUCAUUAAGGGGAAAAAAACCCCAUUGUACUUAACAAUACUGAGACUAGCCAAGAAAUACUAAUCUGAGGAUGGCUCCUGUCCUGGGAGCGGCUGGCUCUGCAGUGGUGGCGGAGGACUUGCAGGACUUGGUUCAGAUCGGAACAUCAGCCCGAACUAGCUGAUAUACAAGUGGCUAUGUAUAUGAUUUACCUAAUGGCUGGUGUGGUAAGAUUAUAUUAUCUUCUUAUACAUAGUCGCCUUACUCUCAAGGGCAUUAUCAGACUUUAAUAAUGCAUAAAUAAAUAAAUGGUAAUUUUUUAAAAUGUUAGCUCUUCUAUGAUUCAAUCCAGAUAUGAGAUUAUUUAACUGAAAAUCUUGAUUCAUGUCAUUUAAAACUACUGUUUAAUAAGCCUACAGCCACAAAUCUAGAUAAUGCUAGAUAUAAACUUAGGGCACCAGGUGGCACAUCUCUUUUUAAUAAAAUGGAUGCACUGUACUUUUGAUGUAUUCCAAGUUACAAAGCUGAUUUUUUAAAUGAAGGGAAUAAUUGCCAAAUACUUAAGUCUACCUGAGAUACGUACACUUUGAAACCUCAGUCUCCAUUUCUUCCCUCUUUUCCUACUGAAAAAAAAAAAUCUCACAAACACCUCCAGGAAGAAAGGUGGGUAUUAUAAGUAUAUUGGUGUAAAGAUAUUCUAUUGGCUGUUUAUGCAAAAACCAAUAAAAGUUGAUCAUGACUGCUAUUAACCACUUAAAUGUUAUAGCACAAAAUAUCCUUUGUUUAAAUUAGUGACACUCUGAAGACAGAGUUGAUGUGGGUUGUAAAAGCUGAGAGCAUUCCAGAUACCCAGGGUCAGACUGCUGGAUGUGAGUGUUUACUACAAGGAUCUCUCACUCAGCAAAUCCUUCCUCAUUUGCUAGUUGACAUUAUCAAGUGCUCUGAGGCAGUGGAAAUGGGAAAUAAAGAGGCUCUGUGUACGGAUCUAGACUUCCUUUUCCUGGAAAUAGAACCCACCAGGACACAUCACUAAGAUAAGACUGACUGAGAUGUUGAAUGACUCUGACGCCCAGCUCUUGGCAGUGUGCUGUGGAUGCUACAUCAAGAAAGAGCAAACUCCCCAAGUGGGACAUCUCUUCUCCUCAAGGCUCAGGGAACAUUAAGGAAGAAGCUGAGGCCAGGGGAGAAUGCUGCAAGACUCUGGACAUGAGGGGCCAUCCUGCUUGUGAACUUAUUGCAACUGUGUCUGUCUGCACACCGUCCAACCAGGGAACAUUCCAGCAUGGAUGGGUUGAGGGGGCUCACAAGGUCCCACCUCCAGCUGGGGAGCUGUUGACAGUGGGUGGCCGCUAGGGAAGGGACAGUCUGUUUGUAGUGGUGUAGUCUCCAAGGUGCUUUUGUGCCCGUGGGCGGCCCUGUACCUGAGGCUAGGGGCAGCUCUAACUGGACCCUGGCUUAUAAAGGAGAAGAAACAGAGAAUGUGAAAUUGGGAGAGAGAUCGGGGAGAAGUCGGGGGUGGAAAGGUAGAGUGGAUAUGAUCAAACUGAUUUGUGUAUGUGUAUGACAAACCGGGAGGCAGGGUUGUCUUCAGCCUCACUUCAGGAGUUGCUGCCAGGAGCCUUGCAGUAGGAAGAAUGAGUCACAGCAGGUGCCCUCUGCAACCUUGCUUUCCCCAUCUCAUAAGGGACGAGCCACUGUCCCCCAGUAGGGUCAAGCCCAGAGAACGGUGGCUUCUGCUUCCUGGCUUCAGUGAUGAUCAUUGUUAAUCUUCUGCUGGGUCCUCAUCAGGAGUAUGGUGGAGGAGGCUACUCUCCCCUUCACGUUGGAGCCUGAAAAGCAUCGGAUGAGUUACAGGAAUAUAUUUAAAAAAAAAAAAAAUCAAAAACAAGAUGUUGCACACUGUGAAUGAUCUUUAUGGGGUGAAAUAGCCAGUGUUUUGGUUGCUGUAGCGUUCUUUUUCAAAACAAGUCAUAAGCCAGUCUACAGUAAAAUUGAGACAAAAUCAAAGCCUGUCUCCCCCCAAAUAGAAUAAACUUCUUAAGGACAGGGAAUGCAUGAUCCAGGUGGUAGUAUGUUUCACCACUAGGGCAGGAGUUGGUAUUGGAAGAAAUUAUUCAUAAAAACUUGUUAUAAUUUGCUUUGUGAAGAUACUUUGAAGAUAAUUGUCCAGGGGCCAGGAUGCGGCCUAAUGGUAGACAGAGUGCAUGCUUGGUACACACAAGGCCCUCGGCUUCAUUCCCUGUCUGGCCAAAAUGUUUUCUUCCUGAAUCUCUAAAGUCAAAUUGAAGAUUUUUAUUAAUUUAAGUGCAAUAGACUUUAAAAAAUAAGUUAUAUUCUAGUUUCUUUAACAGCGAACUCCUAAGUUGAGCCUAUCAAAUGUUCCUGAACACGUAACCAUUUGUCUUUUUAUAAUGAGAUUUUCUUAAAUGUGGUAAGAGACACAGCAUUUUGAGUCAGUUCCCUGGUCAGACUUGUGGUUGGGUACCUGGGCCGAGUCCCACCACUCAGACAUCACCACCGCACGGUAGGAGGUGUCGGAAGUUAGUCAUUUGACUUGAGGUCAUCUGCGCCCUCCUGGAGCCAGCUUAUCUCAUAGGCUUCUGUUCAGCUCCUCCAUUCCGUAUGUCUAUUUCUUUUGGUACUAUCGCCUCACUCAGCCAUUCACUUGAAGAAAAGUUGACCCCCUGACAUGCUGCUAAAGAAGCAAAUAGAAACAUCGUACACAUCCAGCCGUGGAGGCGGCGCUGUGGCGGUGGUCCUGGGCUGCUGCUCCAGUACAGCGUGUGCUGGCUUUCCUGUAGUUAGUGCGCCUGCUCCAUUGUACAGUUCAGCCUGGACAUCCAGACACCAACGGCACCGCCCCCCUCAAGACAGCAUGGCCUCCACCGGAGCGUGCACUGUCUCCCUCUGCGGUUUCCCCCCGGCCUCAGGUAACCACUGACCUACUCUGUCCCUGGGGAUUAAUUUCAUCUCUUCCAGAAUUCCAUUUAAAUUAAAUCAGAUGAGAUAUACUCAUGUGUUGAGCUUUUUUUUUGUUUUGACACAUGUGCUGUUGUAUUUAUCAACAGUUCAUUCCUUUUCAUUGGUGAGUAGUGUUCCUAUUACAGCAUUAUACUAAGUAAUAUGCUACUGUCGGCUAAACUGAGUAUCUGUUGAUGGAUAUCUGGGUUAUUUCCAGUGUGGAGAUAUUUUGAAUAAAGCUAUUAGAGACAUUUGUGAAUGA
Molecule: messenger RNA, 4610 nt
Organism: Peromyscus maniculatus bairdii (prairie deer mouse)
Lineage: Eukaryota; Metazoa; Chordata; Mammalia; Rodentia; Cricetidae
Gene: Sc5d
Product: sterol-C5-desaturase
Biological process (GO): lipid biosynthetic process
Molecular function (GO): oxidoreductase activity; iron ion binding
Source: RefSeq, a predicted model, not a curated record